AUGGACCACUCUCGAGCAGCACAUGGGCUUCGCCAACUCCAGAACCGUCGUCGCCCUCUCCUGACGCUACGCAGCAUCGGUGAGCUCUUUCAACGCAUCAAACAAAGCGUUCGUUCGCGCAUCCACUUGGCUCGUCUGAGCCCUCGUCGUGUGCAAGAAGACCGAAGCACCCAUCAUCCCGUCGUGCCCCGUGCAUCUAGAAACAAUCCUCCAGACACGUCAGUACUGCAGCCUUUUGCCGUCGGUACAUUCAUCAUGUCGUCUUGUAGAAGCACAAGACGUGCAACUGGGCAGUUGCGUACUCUCGACCAAAGCCCGCUCGAACAUGCUCUUCGAAGAUCUCGUCGUGUGGCUGGAGAGUCUCCGGAAUCCGGACCCUACUACCCUCCGCCUCGUCGAUCGCCGCGCCGACACGUAACAGAACGACACGAUGCAUCUCCCGAGUCACUGUCUCAUCCACCUCCUCCAUCGUCGCCUUUCACUUUCGAGCAGCCUCACCCUCUUGUGCCCGAGCCUGGUUUCACCUCUGCCAGACCUUCUAUUGCAGACGUUCUAUAUCUUCAGACCCAGCCUCCACGCCUCGAUCAACCAUUGCACGUGAUCAUGGCGCAACCUCACCCUCUCCCUCCUCAGCUGUCUCCCCAUGCUGCGCUUCCUUGCCCUGUGGAGCCAGACGCUUCCCCAGAAACACAUCCGCAGACACUGCCCACUCAUAUCAAGGUUGAAGAAGUGCCUCCAGCCAAAGACGUCAAACCAGAAUGCCAAGUCUGUUUUGAUGCCAACGGAGCUCCCGUCGUCCAACCGUGCCGCCACUGCACUCUCUCAUACUGCGCAGAUUGCCUGAGAAGGAUGUUCCUGAGUGCUACCCGCGACUCGGAUUGCAUGCCCCCGAGAUGCUGUGCCAUUCUUCCAAUCACCAUUGCACUGGACUUUCUCUCUACCAUCGAAGCCGACGAAUAUCGCCUAAAGUUCGAAGAAUGGCUUUCUGUCAGGAAGACUUACUGCCCUGUUCCCAAGUGCUCACGCUUCAUCCCGGACGGUGCUGUUCUCCUGCCACCCCCUACAAACGCUAUCAACCUUUGGGGUCUUAUUAAACAGGAGCUUCCUGCUAUCUUGAUAAGGCUCAAGCACGCUCCCUGUUCUCGUUUUUUCAGGGGACCUACCGAUCCUGCUCAUAUCAAGGUUGAGGAUUGGAAGCUUCCAAAGCGGCAUAUGCUCUGGUUGAACGACAUUUACGCAAAAUCGCCGCGUUACGCCAAUAUCGACGAGUUCACUACCGACUUCAAUCGACUCGUCAACAGCGUUCGCUCGAUGCCUGCGCAUUUCCCACUUGCUUUGAGCGCCGAAGAGAUGCGCAAGCGCUUGUGGCAGGAAAUCAGCAGCAUCAGAUCUCGACCCAACAGUAAAUUCACAGCUCUACCUACUGGUGCUUGCUUCUCUUGUCCAGGUUGUCAUAUCGGUAUAUGCCCUAGCUGUAAGCAGGUUGCUCACUUCGGAGAACCAUGCGAUACCACUGCUCAAGAUCACGAGUUGGCAAUGCUUAAGACGUACGGCUACAAGAAAUGUCCUCGUUGCGGUCAUGGAGUGAAGAAAAUGUAUGGUUGUCGUCACAUGCAAUGUCGUUGUGGCGCUCAUUGGUGCUGGGGCUGUCUCUCGCCUAUAGAUCAGUGUGACGGGGGUUGCACGCCACCUGAUCCCGACAGUGAGGACGGUGAGGACUACAACGAUGAUGAGGUUGAAACUCCUCCUGCCGGACCCCUUCUACAGGAAGCCCAGAGUACUGAUGAAGCUGUUCCGGCCGCUGUCUUGACAUCACCAGCCAUCACUGCACCAGCAGACAACACCUCCAACGUCCGAAUGGAAGCCGUUGCGCCGGCAGCUUUCACUGAGCGUCCAGUCAACCUUGACGCUGGCGGUCGACGUGUUUGGGAAAACAAUGGUGCUUUCUUUGGCGAAGAACCUGACGAUGAACGCCAUGCUCCGAUCUGGUCAUGCCUACAUGAGUUCAGACCUGCAAAACUCCCUGAUCAUGCGUACAGCAGGGGUGUGCCACUUGGCACCGAAUGCUUCCGUUGUUUCUCCAGGACGUAUGCAACAAUUCAGAAGACCAACGUCAACUCCUCAUCAAGAAGUCCGAGUCCUCCAGACAGAUACAAGCAUACCGCCACAGGAGACGUAGCAUGGGAGUGUGACAAGUGCGAUAUGUCACUUUGUGGUAUAUGCAAGAACGAUGUCAUGGCAGAGCGAGGCAUUUGA
This is a messenger RNA of Aureobasidium subglaciale EXF-2481, 2256 nucleotides long. RefSeq lists its product as uncharacterized. NCBI's taxonomy places the organism in Eukaryota, Fungi, Ascomycota, Dothideomycetes, Dothideales, Saccotheciaceae. Gene Ontology annotation, molecular function: ubiquitin binding; ubiquitin-protein transferase activity. The record is from RefSeq and is a predicted model, not a curated record. Gene Ontology annotation, cellular component: ubiquitin ligase complex. The coding region runs from base 1 to 2256 and encodes 751 amino acids. The transcript has a single exon. Gene Ontology annotation, biological process: protein linear polyubiquitination; proteasome-mediated ubiquitin-dependent protein catabolic process.